UCAGGAAUUUUCCCUUUUGCACUAGAUGGGGAUGUAUUGAAGGCCAUUGAAUUGACUGAAGAAUUCGCUCCCGACUUGUUAGAAAAUAAUAAGGAUUUACAUUUUGAUCUUUUGAGCCUUCAUUUCACUGAACUCAUCUGCUCGAGGAAAUGCACAGAAGCUCUGGGAUUUGCUCAAAUGAAGUUGACUCCCUUUGGGAAGAUGCGGAAAUAUGAUGAAAAGAUUGAAGAUUUCAUGUCUCUGCUAGCUUUUGAGGAACCAGAAAAAUCACCCAUGUUUCAUCUUUUAAGCUCGGAGUACAGACAGCGAGUUUCUGACAAUUUAAACAGGGAAAUUCUUGCACAUGCUAACCUACCGAGAUAUUCAGCAGUGGAAAGGCUAAUACAACAGGCAACAAUUGUCAGGCAAUCCUUAAAUCAAGAAUUUGGCAAGGUUUGACAUUUGCUGUUAAUCUGUUGCGGAAUAAUCUUUUCCUGGAUUCCUUAUUGAGUUUUAAUUUGUUGUGAAUUUAGAAGAGUGAGAUGCGCUUUAAGCUGUG
Molecule: messenger RNA, 538 nt
Organism: Olea europaea var. sylvestris
Lineage: Eukaryota; Viridiplantae; Streptophyta; Magnoliopsida; Lamiales; Oleaceae
Product: glucose-induced degradation protein 8 homolog
Exons: 4
Biological process (GO): cell surface receptor signaling pathway; cytoskeleton organization
Cellular component (GO): cytoplasm
Source: RefSeq, a predicted model, not a curated record